This is a messenger RNA of Punica granatum (pomegranate), 993 nucleotides long. The record is from RefSeq and is a predicted model, not a curated record. Lineage: Eukaryota; Viridiplantae; Streptophyta; Magnoliopsida; Myrtales; Lythraceae.
UCAACCCAGUGAAGCAUUUCUCUACCGACGAACUCUCAAAUAUAUAGAAUUGCAAAAGAAAGAAGUCCUGAAUCUGCCAAAGUUGUCAAAAAUGGGGAUGCCAGACAGAGAUGAUCAGAAGAGCCCAGUCCAACCCCCUCCUGUGACCGGAACUCAGACAGCUGCAACUGCGCCAAUGUACACUGAGAGGCCACCAGCGCCCACUUUCCAGCCGCAACUGCAGCCGGAAAGUAACGGCCAGUGGUCAGUCGGCCUUUGGGACUGUUUCUCCGACUUUGAACGCUGUUGCAUUUCUUGCUGGUGUCCAUGCAUCACCUUUGGCCAAAUCUCUGAGAUCAUAGAUAAAGGAUCGUCAUCAUGCGGAGUAAAUGGCGGGCUCUACUGCCUUAUCGGUGCUCUAACAGGUUGUGCUUGCAUAUAUUCAUGUUUCUACCGUACAAAGAUGAGGGGGCAAUACAAGUUGCAGGGAAGUCCAGUUAAAGAUUGCUUCAUGCAUUGCUGCUGCGAGCCCUGCGCUCUCACCCAGGAGUACCGUGAGCUCCAAGACCGUGGAUUCGACGUCUCCAUUGGGUGGCAAGGGAACGUGGAAAGGCAGAGCCGCGGGGUCUCCAUGCCUCCUCUGGGGCCGCCGGUAAUGGAAGGUGGCAUGAAGCGUUGAACUAACACGGGGAGGUGAAGCUGGCCAGAGUCAGUUUCUCUCAGAAUUCUGCGUUCUGUUAUGUACUGUCAAUCGAUUCAUCAGAAAAAUAAUAAUAAUAAUAAUGUAAUGCUUAUCGGCAAUAUGUAUAUCCCGAGAGUCUCAAUAAGUGGUUGAUGACUUCCACAUGACUUCUGAUAUGUAAAAUCCCUUAACCAAGUCAAGUCAGCCCCCCGUCUAUUUCUUAUGGAAAAAGUAACGGUGGAAUAGAUUUGGAACGGAAUAUAAGGAUUGGGUAUUUUUAAGCUAAUUUUUGAAGGAUUGAAUAAAAUUGAGACAACCCUCAAAAUUUGAGA